Messenger RNA from Ceutorhynchus assimilis (cabbage seed weevil), 3562 nucleotides. NCBI's taxonomy places the organism in Eukaryota, Metazoa, Arthropoda, Insecta, Coleoptera, Curculionidae. The record is from the annotation of a GenBank genome assembly.
AUUUUUUUCGACAGUUAAAUUUUCAAAUAUACCAGUAUUACCAGUGUCCUCGUACUCCUCAGUCCCCGAGCAAAGCAAAGUGCAAACCAAACCAACCGUCAGCAGGAAUCACAAAGAAGACGUAGGAAUGUAGGAGUAAUUUAUGGGUAGAGAAUACCAAAGGAUCAGUGCAAUUUUAAUCAAAGAUUUUUAACAAUUUAUAAUGAGUAACGAACAUUCGACAUCAACUCAGGAGUCCCAGGCCGCAGGCAUUGAACGCGGUCUAAACCUGAAUAUGGACGCCUUGGAAGAGCUUGACUUUGAUAUCAUUGAGGAUAUGCCAUGGGCGCAGAACUUAUGGGAGAAAGUUGAGCAGCAUAGCAAAAAAGGCUUUCUCAACUGGUGUAAAAUUGUAAAAAAAGUAGCCGGUAACAAAGGCGAAGAUGUCCUUAUGUGGAAUAAUGAGUAUCUCAGGUCGGUCGAUGAGAUUUUUUGCGAUAUGGUGGCCGAAAUGUCGCGAAUUCAUUCGUCAACCAUUAAUAAAAUGCAAGAAUUUUUCACUCGACUAGAAAAGGCGUGCAUCGAACUCCACCAACCAAUGCCUGAAAUAAAGGAAGAAGGUUUAAGUCUUUACGAAGCCCAGCAACAAUUAUUGAAAUAUGUCAAAGAAUAUGAAGUUGUCAUCAAUGCUAAGAAACUAGCUCUCGAAAAUCUUAACAAAAAACAAAUACAAUUAUGCAAAGAGUUGGACCAGAAACUACAAAUUGAUUUGAAGUACCCCCCACUGCCUACCCAAGCACAGUUUGAUAAAUUGAAGAAGUAUAUCGAUAAAUUAGAAGCAGAAAAGUUUGAACGCGAAGAAAAAUUUGUAAAUUUGAAACAUGAAAUCGCAGAAAUCGUUGAUGAAAUCAAAUACAAACCAAAUAGCGACUUUGAAAGAGAGGUAUUGUCUUCAGAUGAUAUGAUGUUAAGUAACCAGAAUCUAAAAAUGCUGGAGUUUUUCGCCAAGUGUAUGAAAGAGCUCAAACUAUCCACCGAAGAAGAAGUGUCACAUUUAAGAACAAGAAUUGAAGACCUAUGGAAAAUGUUGGAUAUCGAGUUAAUAGAUAGAGAUGAAUUUAGAAGUCAUUAUACAGGCAACUCAUUAGACACUUUGGAAGCGUUAAAAAUUGAAGUUAAAAGAUGCGAGGAACUUAGAAAAGCCAACAUAAAAAAUUUUGUGGACAAAUUAAGAGACCAACUCCAGACUAUUUGGACAAAAUGUCAAUGCUCAGAUGCGGACAAAAAGAGUUUCAGGUAUUUUUACAAUGAUUUUUAUACAGAGGAUUUGCUUGACCUGCAUGAAUUGGAAAUUCAAAAAUGGAAGAAAUAUUACGAAGAAAACGGCAAACUUCUGGAUAUAAUAAAAAAGCACCAGGAAUUGUGGGAUAAGAUGAUUCAAUUUGAAGAAAAUGCAACUGGAGUAAAUAGAUUUAAAAAUCGAGGUGGUCAGUUGCUGCAAGAAGAAAAAGAACGCAAUAAACUCUCUAAAGUAAUACCUCAACUGGAAGAACAAAUGUUGAAUCUGUCUGGAGCGUUUUUGGUUAAGAACGGUGUAGUUUUCAAGACUUUUGGUAGCACUGUCGAGGAAUAUAUCCAAAAUUUGCACGAGUCCCGUGAAAACGACCGUAAAACUAAGCUGAGCGCUCGGAAAUUGCAACGUUGUGAAACAACUCUUCGCACUCCAGGUAAAUCUUGUAUGAGCUUAUUUCCACCAUCCACAAGUAAGUGCACUACAGUUACCCCAAAAACGCUUGCGUCUGCUUCCAAAAGGAAGAUAUUUGCCACUCCUAAUACGGAGAAUACUGCAAAGAGGCCUAAGGCAGCACCUGCGACUGUUGGUUCAAAAACGAAAGGCACACCAAGAGUGAUUCCUAAAAUCAAGGUUACACACCAAACCAUGUCACUGCCUAAACAGCGCAGGUCACGUUCGUUCCAGGAAAAACAGAAACGGAAAAGGGCCCUCAGGCAAAGUAGGGGUGCUCAAAAUGAAAAUGUGGUUCCUGAUCCAAAUGAAACUAAGGAUACAACGUACCAUGACUUUCAGAGCAACUUGUCGAAUAAAGGACAAUCCACGCGCAGCACCAUCUUGCCAAGUGAGCUAAUUCCAGCGACUUCCUCACAAGCUACUAAAAGGACACCUAAAAAAACUCCCACUUUUAAAACUCCAACCAGGACUCCAGCAUCUGCAAAAACUCCUUCCUCUAGGACCCCUAAUGGGACUAAAAAUGAAACCAAGCUUGCUGUGUGCAAGAGUAAAUUGAAGUUACUGUUUUAGUUGUGUUGUGAUGAUAUUUAUUUGUUUUGGAGUAUUUGAUUUUUUUUUAUAUUUUUACAUGCAUAUAAUCAUUUCCAAUUUGUAUGUUUUGUUUAUUAAAUUAUGUUAUUUGGGAGUCUCUUUUGAGGUUCAUUUAGAACUGGAAAAUGGUAAGUUUAGUUAAAUUGGUGCAAAGUGGAGUAUUUCCAUGUUGAACAAAAUGGCCUUGCAAAUACAAAUAUGAUACCUACAUUCCAAAUACUUACUGAUGAGAUAUGUUGAAAAAUCAAAAUUUUGCAAAAUAAUAAGGCUGGGAUUACCCAAUCUUAAUCAUUCCGUGUUCUCAGUGUUUUUAAAUGAGGGUACUCAUUCAAAUCUUUAAUAAGCAGAUUUCAAAUAAUCAGAAACCACAAAAAGCAUCUUUUUACAAAAAUUGAGGAGCUUGUGGCGGGAUUCUGUAACGGACAGAGAUCGUUAUCUCUUUUGCUAUGGCACUUGCUGUUUUCUUCUCUCUUUCCGAAAUCAAUAGAGAGGGGACGUCAAUAGAGAAUGCGAAAAUAUCUCUCUGGUAACCCUGGCCUUAUUUUGAAAUUAUAUUCCAAUUGGGGCAACCUUUUACCCUCUUCAAGGAGCUGCUACCAAAUUUGAAAUAUGCUGAUACCUUUGGCCAUUGUAUAAUGACUGGCCAAAAACAAGAAUUUGUAUUGCCAUUCUUGUUUAUCAACAAUAUCAUUGUUGAUGGUUUCCACAGGAGUACAUUCAAAGUUACAAUGACUCCGAAUAAUCCUAGGAAAAAUAGAAACGAUUUUGCAAAAUAUGAUGUUUUUUCACGAUAUCCAGAUUUUAUAGCGGCAUUUUGUUGAACAAAAACAUUGCACUAGGUAAAACUUGUUGGCAAAAGCCGAAAAUGUUCAUUGCCUCUUGUGCAAAAUGUAUUAUAUGUAUUUUUUUCUAUUUGUAUUGUUUAGAUUUCUCAGUAUUUUACUUAAUGGAAAUAUUUUUUUUUUUUUUGGACACAAAAGUUGUAAUGUUUAUUAUUGUCCAGAAGGUAUUUUUAUUUUUGUAUUAUGUAUUUUAUAUUGUCUUUUGUUUCUUGUUUUUUUCCCAAAAUUGUUAAAUAUACUUUAAUGGAAUGGCAUUAAGGAAAAAAUAUUAUUUAAAAGUUGGUGGAAGAUUUAUAAAAAGCCACAUAAUAUAAAUAUAUUUUAUUAAGGACUUUACAAUUAACCAUAAAUAUAUUUUAUUAAGGACUUCACAAUUAACCAUAAAUAUAUAGUUUAAAACCAG